Molecule: messenger RNA, 7342 nt
Organism: Paramisgurnus dabryanus
Lineage: Eukaryota; Metazoa; Chordata; Actinopteri; Cypriniformes; Cobitidae
Product: interferon-induced very large GTPase 1-like
Molecular function (GO): GTP binding
Source: RefSeq, a predicted model, not a curated record
CUUUUCGCUUUCGCUUUCACAUCGAGUCAAUGAGACAAAGAUGAAAUGGCGUCGAGUUCAGAUGCAGAUACUAUGCGACAUAGUCCACCUAUUGAUCGCCCUAACAUGAAUGUUGUUCUGUGUGGAAGUGACAGCAGAUUAAAAUCUUCAGUAUUAAAUCUGAUCCUGAAUCAGAGGGAUAAAAGAUCAGAGCCAGAAGAUGAAGAGAUGAUAAGCUCAGAUUGUGUGAGUUUUAAUGGUGAGGUGUGUGGACAUCUGAUGACUCUGGUGAAGCUUCCAGCUCUGUUUAACCCUCGACUCUCAGAUGAAGAAAUAAUGCGUCAGGCUCUCAGCUGUGUGUCUCUCUGUGAUCCUGGAGUUCAUGUGUUUCUCUUCAUUAUUGAUGAUGGUCCACUGACUGAUGAAGAUAAAGCAGAAACAGAGAAGAUUCAGAGAAUAUUCAGCUCAAGAAUCAACAAACACACCAUGAUCCUCAUAAUUCAGAAAUUAGAGAACAGAACAGCAGAACUAAAUAAAGAAAUGAAGUCUGUGGUUGAGAGUUUUGGAGGAAGACAUGAGUUUCUCUGUAUUAACACACAAAGGUCCAUGUUGAUGGAGAAACUGAUGCAGAUGAUGGAAGACAACAGCAGAAGUUUUUACUCCACAGAAACAUUUUGGGAUGCACAGCUGGUGAAACCUCCAAAACUUGAAGGGAUGAAAAGGAAACAGAUUCAGACACAAGAUGUUAGAGAUGGUUCAGAUGAUGUGAGGAUUGUCCUGCUGGGAAAAACUGGAGUUGGGAAAAGUACAACAGGAAACACAAUCUUAGGGAGAAAUGCAUUUAUAGCAGAUGUAUCUCACGAGUCCAUUACUAAAGAGUGUCAGAGAGAAACAGCUGAAGUUAACAGCAGAUGCAUCACUGUGAUUGAUACUCCAGGACUGUUUGAUACUGAACAUGAAGAAAUUCAGAGAGAAAUGACCGAAUGUAUCUCAAUGAUACUGCCAGGACCUCAUGUGUUUAUUAUUGUACUGAGUUUAGCACACCGAUUCACAAAAGAAGAAGCAGACUCAGUGAAGAUCAUUCAAGAAUCAUUUGGUGAAAACUCUUUAAUGUACACCAUGAUACUCUUCACCAGAGGAGAUCAUUUGAAGAAUAAAACUAUUGAAGAGUUUUUAGGUGAACCUGGAUCUCCUUUAAUGAAUCUAAUUGAACAGUGUGGAAACAGAUAUCAUGUGUUUAAUAAUAAUGAGACUGAUGAUCACACACAAGUUUCUGUCCUACUGGAGAAAAUAGACAACAUGGUGAAAGCAAACGGAGGGAGUUAUUACUCAUCUAAAAUAUUCAGAGAGAUGGAGCGAGAAAAACAUGAGAAAGAAAUUAAGAUACUGAUGGAGAAAAUUGAACAACUGAGCAGAGAGAAAGAAGAGGAGAGAGAGAGAAUGAAGAAGAUGAUGGAGGAAGAAAGACAGAAACAUGAGCAAGACAGACAGAAAAGAGAUGAUGAAUUUACAGAGACAGAAGAAAGAUAUAAAAGAGAAAUGAAGGAGCAAGAAAAACAGCUGCGAGACGAGAUGAGAAGAGAACAAGAGACAUUAAAAAAUGAAAUUGAGGAAAUAAAGAAAGAAAAUAAAGAUCUCCAGAACAAAUAUACAACACAAAAAGACAAACUGAUGAAUACAAUAGAGACUGAACGACAGAAUAAUGAGACAGAAAGGAAGAGAAGAGAAGAUGAGUUUAGAGAGACUGAAGAAAGAUAUAAAACAGAAAUGAUGGAGCAAAGGCGAGAGACGCGAGAAGAGAUGAGAAGAGAACGAGAGACAUCAAAAAUUGAAAUUGAGGAAAUAAAAAAAGAAAACAAAGAUCUCCAGAUAACAUUUAUAAAAGAAAAGGAGAAAACAGAUAGAGAAAGAGAAGAUCUUUUGUUAAAACAUGAAACAGAGAUAGAGAGAAUGAAAGAGAUGAUGGAGGAAGAAAGACAGAAACAUGAGGUAGAGAAGAAAAACAGAGAAGAAGAAUACAGAGAAAAGAUUAAAGAAAUCGAGACAAAAACACAGAAACAGAUUCAAGAUGAUGAAAGGAGGAGGGAGAAAGAAAAACAAAACUGGAGAGAAAAACAGGAGAUGCUUGAAAAAAUGAUCCAGAAUGAGAAACAUCUGAGAGAAAAAGAAAGAAAAAUUCAUGAAGAUAAAAUUCAGCUGAUUGAAAAACAGUCUCAAGAUGAACUCAUGAGAGUAAAAUCAGAGUAUGAAGAAGACAGAAGAAGAGAAAUAGAAAGAAUUAAAAUCUGCUGCUAUCAAACAGACUCAAGUCAUCUGAUAGUUGAACCAAAAAUCAGCAAACAGCUUGAUAAACUCUUCAGUAGAUUACAUUUAACAAACAGACAUCAAGAUAAACUGAGAACAGAAGAUUUUCUCAAAAUCACAAAGUCUUCACUUCAGUCUCAGGAGCCACAGAAAGAAACUGAACUUGUGAACUCAUUCCUACAUAAACUGUUGAACAUGAACUACAGAGCAAGAGAAACUCACAUAAAACACAGAGAAGAUCAACAAACACCUGCAAACUACAACCCUGAAGUUGACUUUGAUAUUCAUGUGAUGGAUGUUCAGAUGGCUGUGUUUCAUUGUGCUGAUAGUUUCCUAAAGCAGCUGAUGGUCACUAAACUCUCACAGUGUCAGUUUGCUCUUCCUCUUCUUGUUCCUCAUCCAUUCACACAACAGAUUGAGUUUCCUCUCUGGACAUUCAGACAAAUCAACAAGAGCUGGAAGAUGAGAAAUAAUGACAAUGAGAUCAUCAGUAAAGUCCAGCCUGUGUACAAAGCAGAAACUCCAAUGGUGUCGUUCUUCAGGUUUGGCUCUUUGUCUUCAUCAAAGUCUCAGCUGAUAAACAGUUUGAUCAAUGAGAAACACAAUACGUUCUUCCACAGAAACUGCUCAGGAAGCAGCAGAACCAGACUACUGAUGGAUGGAGUGGUGGAGAUCGCCUGGUACUGUCCAUCUGGAAGAAACACAGAUCAAUUUACUGACUGUGUUGCCUUCUGUAAUCUUCAUGGUGAUGCAGGAGACAAUGAGAAACAAUAUGAGAUUUUAACCAGUAUGUCUUCAGUCAAUGUCCUCUUCUUAUCUGAUUUUGGACAGAAGAACCAGUAUAAGAGUUUAGUGAGGUCACUCUUCAGAUCUUCUCAGCCUCUUAUUUGUCUGCUCACAGACAAUGACUGUCAUAAAACUAAACUGACAGAUGAAAAAAUCAUUAUCGGUCUUUUGAACAAAAAUCAAUCUGAUCUAUCAAAUGAGAUAAGAGAGACAAUCAGAUUGAGUCUGAAAGAAGACAAGAAGACUUUUAAACUGGAAGAAGUGGCUAUACACACAGGAAUUCAAGUAGAUGAGAAUAAUGAAGAGUGUCAGAGAGGAAAAGAGACGGCGCUUCAGAUGAUGAGAUUACUGGAUGAUGAAGAUCCAUCAACAUUUAAAGAAACAAAUCUGACCCGUCAGGGGAAACUGUGGCACGACUGGUGUAAAAUCAACAAAGAGCUUUAUCAUCUAGGAGGAGAAAAUCUAGAAGAAGAUAAAAGUGCCAAACUGAAACUGAUGAGAGAAAUAAGAGAAAAACAAGUGGCAGAAGAAUCAACACAGUUUAUGAGGAUAUUUUUUGAAACACUGCGAUCACUUAAAAUCAGUGACAAAAAUUAUUUUCUGACAUUCAUUAUAAAUCUGUUGGAUGACUUUACUUCUAAAAAGCUUUGUGAACUUCGCAAGAAGUAUGAUGUGACAUGGAAUAAAGUUUCUGCUUUGCAAAAAAUGCCAGACAAACAAGACCAACUGCAGAUUAAACAAACAGAGCUUGAGAAAAUAUCAGAACAAAUCAAUAAAACAACCUUUGGUUUGGAGCAUUUUGUUAGAGAGCUCGGUCAGAUCUAUGAGUCCUGGUUAUCUGUAAAGAAAAACAAUUUCUCUGAUCUCCCAAGUCUUGCAGCAGAGAUGAUGAUCUCUGGAUUUCCACUGGAGCUGAUGGAUGGAGAUGCUGCUCAUGUUCCUCUCAUCUGGAUUAAAGCUGUUUUUGAUCAACUCAUCCAGAAUCUGGGAGAUCAGAGAGUUUUUGUGCUGUCAGUUUUAGGGAUUCAGAGCUCUGGGAAAUCCACUUUACUCAAUGCUAUGUUUGGUCUUCAGUUUUCUGUCAGUGCUGGUCGAUGCACCAGAGGAGCUUUCAUGCAGCUGAUCAGAGUAUCAGAGGAGCUGAAAUCAGAUCUGAAGUGUGAUUAUAUUCUGGUUGUUGAUACUGAGGGUCUUCGUGCACCAGAACUGGAAGUUGGAAGAUCUACAAGAAAUAAUGAUAAUGAAUUGGCCACAUUUGUUGUUGGACUUGGAAAUCUGACAUUGAUUAACAUCUUUGGAGAAAACCCAUCUGAGAUGCAAGAUAUUCUUCAGAUUGUUGUCCAGGCCUUCAUGAGGAUGAAGACAGUCAGACUGAAUCCCAGCUGUAUGUUUGUACAUCAGAACGUUUCAGACCUCACAGCUGGAGAUAAAAACAUGGAGGGAAGAAGACGACUGCAGGAGACACUGGAUGAGAUGACAAAACUCGCUGCUGAAGAAGAAGUUUGUGAUGCAGAAUAUUUCAGUGAUGUCAUUGCAUUUGAUGUACAGAAAGAUGUGAAAUAUUUUGCUCAGCUGUGGGAGGGAAGCCCACCAAUGGCACCACCAAACCCAAACUAUUGUAAGAAUGUUCUGGAUCUGAAAGAAUCUAUUUUAACACAUGCUUCAGGAUCAAAUGGCAUAAUGCUGACAGACCUAAGAGGACGUAUUGAAGAUCUCUGGGAGGCUUUGCUGAAUGAAAAGUUUGUGUUCAGCUUCAGUAAUUCACUGGAAAUUGCAACUUACAGGACAAUAGAAAAGAGCAAAAAACUUGCCACGAAACUAAAAGACAAAGCAAAUGAUGAAAAUAUCAUGAAAAAAGAGUUUGAAUACUUUUGGAAAGAGCAGAUGAAUGAGAUCAUCAGAAACACUCCUACAGUUCAAACUAUCAACAUAUUAAAGGAUGUGACAGAUCUCCUCAGAAACACCUAUGAAAGUCUCCCUGUUGACUAUAAGAAAAUAAGCAGUGAGUACAUUGAUAUGCUCUCGGUGCCAAACUAUUCAGAUUAUGUACAGGUAAAGAGAUCCAGUGGACGAAUGGCACCUUUAAAAAAUGUCUACAAAGGAGCUAAAGAGAGAAUUGGCUUUGCUUUAUAUCCAGAGGAUGAAGUUCAGAUAAGAACUUUAAUCAAUGAAAUUGCUGAUCACACAGAUAAAAUGAUUCAGUCAUAUAACAUUGCAAAGAUGGGCUACAACAUCAGCUGCAUUCCACAACUCAUAGAUUACAUAAAGACACAAUUAUCAGAUCAUGAGGAAGAGACAAAAGUGAGAUAUGUGUUCAAGAGAGAAUUCUUCAGAGAUUUGGUUGUUUGUAUUUGUCAGAGAGCAAACAAGACAAUUACUCAUCAACACAGAUUAUUCAGAGAAGCAAAUGAUCCUGUUCUGUAUUUUAACAUGAAAAGAGAAGAGUACUACAGGAUUUUCCAGAAAUACUGUCAAGAAGCAACAUCAGUUCAAGGUUUUUAGUCUGGUCUGGUUCACCUUUUACCUCCUUUAUAGCAAGAGAUGGAGACGUUCUGGUCUUUAAACAGAGCAGAAUGUUUGAUUUGGGUUUUCUAUUUCCCAUGUUGGCGUGGACGUACCUGGUAGGCUUUUGUUUAUGUACAGUGAUGUAUGACAUCAUAUACACUAUCACUCAGUAGUGAAAUAAACCUCCCACUAUUCCUUCUUUUGAUCAGGCCUAUAUUGUACAGUUUUUUUAAAGAGCACCUACAUUCUUUUUAGCAUUGUUGUUUUGUUUAUUUGGUAUAAUACAAUGUGUUUGCAUGGUUUAUGGUUAAAAAAACAUUAUUAUCCUCAUACAUUAUUGUUCCUCCUCUAUACCCUGAGUCUCUGAAACGCACUGAUUUUGUACAAAGCUCAUCAUUCUGAAAAGCACAGUGUCCUCCGAUUGGCCAGCUAACCAGUAUAUUGGGAUUGGCUUGAAUACCUCUGAUGUCAACCGGAAAUUUGAUGCUUCUUACCAUAUUUGAGAUAAGCUCCCAAUGCAAUACUGACAGGAGUUAAUAUCAUCUUUACUACCUUAUCAAUGCGAGCCGAAUCUGAUCCAAAAAAUGUAGAUGACCAAAAUGAUUUAUUAACUUUGCAGCGCUGCUUGAGCAGAAUGUAACAGAUUGAUAAGGUAAGGAUAUUAAAAAAUUAAAACAAUGUCUGCAUUUGUGAUUGUAGAAACGACAAACAAGUGCUACUCGGCACUGCACAAAACUUGUGUUUGAAACAUGGUUUAGUCUGCAGUAAAUUCUUUAAAUAUGAAAACACUUAAAGGUUGUGAGUCAGAAGUGUGCAGAGUCAUGAUAAUGAACGUCGUGUCCAUGUCGACAGGCAGAGGAUGUAAAAUGUUGCCUACAAUCCGUGUGUUUGUUGUAGUCCAAGAAAAGAGAUUUAAGUUGGAGAUGAUAACUCGCGUCAUCGUUUACCAUAUUAUUGGGACUUUGCAUAUCGUUAACAUGUACUAACACACACUUUUUACACACCAAAUGAUAAGUAAAAUCAUAAACUGGAAAAUAGGUGCUCUUUACAUCUACUAUUGGAUCAAGGAACUUAGGCUACUUUUGAUUAAAGCAUCAAAGAGUAGUAAGGAUGUGGUAAAGGUUAAAAAUAGAGUUCUCACCCUGAACAUUGUUUGCAUUCACCUGUAAGCCACACCUGAUGACGGGUACAGGAACUGGUGCUAUAUUACACACAUAAAGACUUUUGAAGCUAUAUUUUUCUAGACAUAUCAAAAUAAUUUUCACAAACCUCAAACAAAACUAUUAGACUUGGAUAAAACAUUAUUUGUGACAAUUUAUGAACAUUUCAAUCAGAUGCCACCAAAAGCAGGUAAUGAUAUUUCCUACCAGCUUUAGUUAUAAACAUAAACUUACAAUGACUUAAUAAAGUCCAGAUUCACUGGUGCUGAUGUUUGAGAUGGUCAAUGAUCCAGUCUGUUGGUUCACCCCAUUUUAUUGAUGAGUCUCUUUUCAUAAUGAAUGAAAACGUUUCCACGAUAUAUCUGUGCUAUGCGGGUAGUUUGGUCAUUAUUUUUAAAAGUCUACAUUAUUUCAGUGUCUCUUUGUAGUUGAGUGACUCCUGUUUGUAGGUUGAGAAAUUUUCCCUCCAUCACAACCUUUAGCUCAUUGGUCACUAUAUCUGAAAUGAAAGGGUAACAUAAAAAUGCAUGUUAGAUACACUGUAAGCCCAGACAAAUAUAAAAAAACCUGCCCAAAAAUGUACAUUUGCCUUGUUAAACAAACAAGUU